GUUGCGCAGGCGCCGAUGCCGCAUCACUAUACUCUAUAGUUCAUGAUUCGUAAUACGAACUAUACCAACUUUUCUAUGGUGUUCGUACAAGGGAUAUCUCAGGACUUUGAACUUAUCACGUGAAUGAACUUGAGACAAUGCAAAGUGUGUGGUUACAGUUAUUAAGCUUGUGUGUCUGUCAGUGGAGUGUGUUAGCUCAGUUUGGAAGCAUAUCUCUAAGCAUAGGAUUAGGAGACAGUAAAAACGACGAUGAUCCGGGAAACUCACUGGAUUUCAGGGGUGCAUGUCCACCAAACACAUCGUGUGUUCCGAUCAGCUCUUGCGCACUGUUGGGAGAUCUUUUAGAUGUCUCGUGCUUUUCUUCGGACAAAUAUUUCCACCGCCUAAACCAGCUCACCUGCGGGCAGGUCGACAACGAAGACUACGUCUGCUGCCCCUCGUGCGACUGCGGGCGCGUGUACCAGCGGGGGGCGGAGCGGUGCGGACAGAGCAUGGUGCGCGGCGUCGACCACCACGGGCUCGGCGCGCACCCCUGGGUGGCCAGGAUCGGGUUCACUCACAAGGAGACUGGCAACGUGAGGUUUGCUUGCAGCGGGUCCAUUAUAUCGAAGCGUGUCGUGCUCACUGCUGCCCAUUGCGCCCUGGCUAAACCUGAAGGAUAUAAACUCUCAACAAUAGUAGUCGGAGAGUACGACAUCGGCAAGAGCCCCGACUGCAGCGAGUUCUUCUGCGCGCCGCCCACGCAGGCGCUGAAGGUGGAGCAUGUCAUCGUGCACCCCGGGUACGAGCAGAAGAUCUUCCGGCACGACAUCGCGCUUAUUGUGCUCAAGGAGGAGGUCAAGUACUCAGUGACAGCGGCGCCGGUGUGCCUCAAUGAGAAGCCGGAAAUUGUGCUGAACGAGCGAGCCUCGCUUGUCGGAUGGGGCAAAUUAUCCGGUCAAAACAGCCUGGUGAGCCGCCAACAACAGCUGCAAGUCCCAUUAGUACCUCUGGCGAACUGCGAGCGUAUCUUCGGCGAGUCGGUACCAGUGCAUGAGGGGCAGCUGUGCGCGGGGGGGGAGGAGGGGAGAGACGCCUGCUCCGGCUUCGGGGGCGCGCCGCUGCUGCUGAACAGAGACGGGAAGAGUGUGCAGAUUGGAAUAGUCUCGUUUGGAUCAGAGAACUGCGGCAGUGAAGGAGUCCCGAGUGUGUACACGAACAUCGCCCACUACUACCGGUGGAUCAUAGAGAACUCACCCUCUAGCUAGUAUGUACAUUAUUAAGUUAUUCUUAUAGUUAUUGUAAGGUGUAGAUUUAAGAUUGAUGAAAAAUAAAGUGAGAAAAUAAGUAUUAUCUUGGAAUCUGAU
Messenger RNA from Plutella xylostella (diamondback moth), 1346 nucleotides. RefSeq names its product CLIP domain-containing serine protease B4. NCBI's taxonomy places the organism in Eukaryota, Metazoa, Arthropoda, Insecta, Lepidoptera, Plutellidae. Gene Ontology annotation, molecular function: serine-type endopeptidase activity. Gene Ontology annotation, biological process: proteolysis. The record is from RefSeq and is a predicted model, not a curated record.